AGUUGCGUAGCUGUCAGACGGCCACCCUGCGUAUAUCAGGGCAUCAAGGCUAUGCCUUUUUUGCGCUUACAUUAUUCUUGCUCGUAGAGUUGAGUAGAAGUCAGAUUGAUUGAUGGUGCGAUACUGAAUCGUUAGUGAAGUUGAAACAUUACAUUUCAUAUAAAUGAAAAUUAUUAGAUUAUCUUUAAUGGUGCACAUGUGACGUAAGUGUUUGAAUCUGUACACAACCAGUGAUAAGAGAGAGAUAAAAAUUGUAACGUAGUACAACUUCCGUCUUCUAAAUCGUGAUUCCUAUUAGAUCAAAAUGACGAAAAUAAAGUCUUUACUGCCUCAAAUCAAUUAUCUAGGACAAAUGCUUAGAGCGCCCCAGCAAUCAGCUGGAACAAUCGUGAGUCAGCGAUGCUCUCACAAUCAGCAAAUCUGUGACGAGACGCUCAGUAUAGAGAAGCCAAAGGUAGAGGAAAUAAGAAUUCCGGUACCAUAUGGUGAAAUUGCUGGUAAGUGGUGGGGUCCGAAAGACACCCGUCCCAUUGUUUCGCUGCAUGGCUGGCAAGACAAUGCCGGAACCUUCGAUAGGCUGAUACCGCGUUUGCCUCAUCAUAUGAGUUUCCUAGCGUUAGAUUUCGCUGGACAUGGAUUGUCAUCCCGAAUUCCAGAUGGUAUGACGUACCAUACACAGGAUAACAUUUACAUGCUCAAAAUGGUGAUGCAACAUUACCAAUGGAAGAAGAUUUCAUUGAUGGGACAUUCAAUGGGAUCAAUCGUCGGUUUUGUUUUUUCCUCAAUCUUUCCGGACAUGGUGGACUUAUACAUCGGGCUGGAUGCUCUAAAGCCGCACAUACCGGAUCCGCAUGAAAUUGGACCACGCUUGCAGAAACGAAUUCCACAAAUGUUGGUGGCCGAUAUUCGGAACCGACAUAAAUCCGAACCGCCGAGCUACACCUAUGAAGAUUUAGUUAGUCGGCUGCAUCAAGGAACACAUAAAUCCGUGUCAAAAGAGGCUGCGCCGUAUCUAUUGAACCGUAAUAUCCAGAAGUCCUCUGUGAAUCCAAAUAAAUUCUUCUUUACUCGCGAUAGCAGACUUAAGUACGGCGUAGGAAUUGGUUUUAGUCAGGACAUAAACCUGGAGCUGGCCAAACGACUGACUAUGCCAUAUUUGUUCCUCAAAGCGAAACACUCCACGUACUAUGAAGAUAAAAAAUACUUCGAUGAAUUCAUAGAAGUUGUGCAAAAAAAUAACCCUUUGUUCGAGUUGCACUUCGUGGACAGCACUCAUCAUAUGCAUCUUACGGAGCCAAAAAAGGUAGCACCAAUUGUUUCAAAAUUUUUGUGCAAGUACUGGAAACAUGAUGCAAUGGUUGCGCAAUAGACGCCGUGAAUAAAAAUCUCAAUUAUUUAAAAAAUCCUACGUACAGAAAUAAUGUCUUUGGUAGAUAGUGUUCUUCUGUAGCAAAUUUAUUUAACUAAUUGUACACAUAUUUGAGCUGAGCCACCGGCCAAUAAUAGAGCAAUAUCUGUUAAAGCUAUUAUUACCUUCAAAAAUUAUUCGAAAUCACUAUAUUCAUCGCACUUUUUUAUAUCUUCUGGGAAACAAGUCAUUUUUGGUAAAUCCAAAUAAUUUUCAUAUUCGAAUAGGUAUAUGCAAGUAUUAAAUAUAGGGGUAAUUGUCCCGAUCUUCAUCUCA
Armigeres subalbatus is the source of this 1684-nucleotide messenger RNA. RefSeq names its product probable serine hydrolase. The transcript has 3 exons. The record is from RefSeq and is a predicted model, not a curated record. Lineage: Eukaryota; Metazoa; Arthropoda; Insecta; Diptera; Culicidae. The coding region runs from base 305 to 1369 and encodes 354 amino acids.